AGCCAGGUGGGAAGGUGAAGAUGGCGGCCGCUAGGGCGAGGGUGCUGGGGGCGCGAUGGCUGCAAAAGACAGCCCGGAGCGUGCUACCACUUGGGGCACGGACAGCCUUCCACAUGACCAAAGACAUGCUGCCAGGGCCCUAUCCGAAGACCCCGAAGGAACGGGCCGCCGCCGCCAAGAAGUAUAACAUGAGGGUGGAAGACUACGAGCCUUACCCGGAUGAUGGCAUGGGGUAUGGUGAUUACCCCAAGCUCCCUGACCGCUCACAGCAUGAGAGGGAUCCAUGGUACGACUGGGACCACUCGGACCUGAGAUUGAACUGGGGUGAACCGAUACACUGGGACCUAGACAUGUAUAUCAGGAACCGAGUGGACACAUCUCCCACACCUGUGUCUUGGGAUAUCAUGCGUAAGCAGCUUUUCGGCUUCGUGGCUUUCAUGAUUUUUAUGUUCUGGGUUGGGGAGACUUUCCCCUCCUACCAGCCUGUG
Molecule: messenger RNA, 488 nt
Organism: Castor canadensis (American beaver)
Lineage: Eukaryota; Metazoa; Chordata; Mammalia; Rodentia; Castoridae
Gene: Ndufb8
Product: NADH:ubiquinone oxidoreductase subunit B8
Biological process (GO): mitochondrial electron transport, NADH to ubiquinone
Cellular component (GO): respiratory chain complex I; mitochondrion
Source: RefSeq, a predicted model, not a curated record